Messenger RNA from Clonostachys solani, 2058 nucleotides. Lineage: Eukaryota; Fungi; Ascomycota; Sordariomycetes; Hypocreales; Bionectriaceae. The record is from the annotation of a GenBank genome assembly.
AUGUCGCAGGUCGCCACCGCGACUGUUCAGGAGGAGACCGUCAUGGUCCGCUCGCCGUUGUAUACUACCAUCGACGGGCACGACGAGGGCAGUAGCGCCCGUUCGACUGCACCGACUACGCCCGAGCACCAGAGCAGCAGCGCCGCCGUUGAGGGCGUUGGCCGGGGCCAACGCUCGUCCGAGGAGUCACAUGCGAAGCAGAAGGCGGGCAACCUCAAGAUCAACACCGACGCCGGCCUGGAGGAGGAUGCCUCCGACAACGCCAUCUGCGUCUGUACACCGGCCCAGAAGGUUCCCAGGCCGCCCAACUCUUUCAUGCUUUACCGUGCCCAGAUGCAAGCCCAGAUUUCCGCAGAGAAUAGAGGGCUCUCCAACCCCCAGAUCUCCCGGAUCCUUGGCGACCGCUGGGCGAACGAGCCAGAGGAGGAAAAGGCAAAGUGGAGAUCUCUGGCUCACGAAGAAAACAGACGACACCGGCUGCAGUAUCCUGGAUACAAGUACCAGCCGCGACGCCGGGGCAGCAAGGCAGUAAACAGUGCCGGGGAAGACGAGAGCGGACGAUGCCCGAAGUGCAACGGCCGGUUCUUGAGCCGGACGCCGCAAACGCCGGCCUUGCCAGGUACGCCGGGCAGGGACAAGGCUGACCUCCAGUCUUCCCAUGCCACUCAGCAGCCCAGCCCCGGCUCGGACGAUUCCCAGCACCCCAGAUCUGGCGGCUCGUUGUCGGGGGGCUCUGCUCCCAUGUCCCUGAAGCGCCUCGGAGACCAUCAUUUGGGGUCGCCCGAGACAAAGCGACCUCGUCUGGGGGUCUCAACAGCCUCCCGGAUCAUGCCAUCUCCCGAGGGAAGCGCAUACGGCCCGAUGCCGCAUGGGCAUUGUGCCCAUUCGGCCGCGGGGGAACCCUAUAACCCCAACCGGCAUCAUGUCAACAGCCCCUAUCCGCACUAUGGAGGAGCGUACGGGAGACAUCACCCUGGACCGAUGCCACCCCCUCCCCGCCCUCCGAUGGGUAGCACUUGGGCCGCGAUGCCGCAUUACCAUGGGGGACGGGAUAGCAUUGCCGACGAGUCUUUGCGGUUGCCUCCGCUGCAGACCGCCAUCCCGCCCUCGAUCUCUCCGGCACGAGACUAUGACAUGAGAUAUGGCCCCACGCCGGUAACGGCUGGCGGGUAUCUGCCCAGUGCGAGAGAUUCGCCGGGCAAGAACACUGUAGAACGUAUAUUGUCCAUCCCAUAUGACAAGAAGUUGGCGGUGCUUGGGAAGAUCUGCCCAAGACUCCCGCGCCACGAGGGCGGGACCCCAGGUCCCGACUCGCGUGGGCCGAUCAUUGUUGUUGAGGGCCUGGAAGAUGACCUUCUGAGUUAUGUCGGGAAGAUUGUCGAGGAGGCGCUCCUGGUGUCCCCGGAGGAAAUCGCCCUGAAAGCGUGGGUGAAUGAAGUGCCGAGCGACGUCCCGCCCAUCCCGAGAGAAGGCGAGAGAGGUGAAGACAUGAAGCCGCCAGUCGAGCUUCAGGAUCUCCUGCCCUCCAUCUUUGGGGCAAUUCUCAAGUGGCAUGAGAACUCCAAGGAGAUGGUCAAACAUGUCCAGAGCAGUAGCCAUCCAGACCAAAAGGUGGAAGAGGUGGAGGAGGAGAAGAGCGACAAGAAGGACCGGGAGAGUGGUGACGGAAGCUCGGGGCCACCGGCACCGUUGAAAACAUCAUCGCCCACUCCCGUGGCCCUUGUGAGAGGAGGGUUCAGUCUCACCACGUCUGAGAGGUUCGCCUGCUCGACAAGCCAGUCGCUAUCCAAUUACAAUGCUCGCGAUCACUGGCAAUGGAUGGCGACACUCUGGCGUGGCAUCCCAGGGCCGGACUUGAUCAUCUACAUCAAGUCCAGCUCGGAGAGCGAUGCAGGGGAUUCGAGAAACAUCGACUACCUCAAGCAGCUGGGUGUGAUAGUCGUGACGAUCUCAAAGGACAGGCGCCUCGGCGAGGGGGAUGAGCGGCGGUUGGCCUUUGAGGUGAUUGAGUGGAUGAGAUCGGGAUGGAUUCGGGACAGCAAACCUCGAAUCAGAUGA